Trematosphaeria pertusa is the source of this 324-nucleotide messenger RNA. RefSeq lists its product as uncharacterized. The transcript has a single exon. NCBI's taxonomy places the organism in Eukaryota, Fungi, Ascomycota, Dothideomycetes, Pleosporales, Trematosphaeriaceae. The record is from RefSeq and is a predicted model, not a curated record. The coding region runs from base 41 to 274 and encodes 77 amino acids.
ACGCAUAUUGAUCCGACCAAGACCAACGUACAGCCCCUGGAUGAGAAGACGCAUGGGAAUGGUGCCCCCAAGUUUCGUUGUCUUUCUUAGUUCACACCCACUCCCUCUGCCUGCAUCCUCCAUCACAGCCCGAGGGCUCUGCCCGCCGGUUCCGCACCUCGCCUCGUCACGACACGACAGAUGGACGCCUCACUGCCGACGGUAUCGCCAUUCCUCGCGAGCUUAUUUCUACGCGGUCGGCGCCCGCCUAUCCUGUGAGCACGCCGUCGCGUAACUGGUGUGCCCUUCUCCUCACCCGAUGGCUAACGCUAGAACCGUCGGGCA